CAAACAACAAAAACAAAACUUCAUUUCUUUUUAUCCAAAAGAAAACCACAACCAAAGAUCUGCAUCCAUCCAGCUACGCUCAGAGUUCCAUCUCAGCUCCCAUACAUGGACCAUAUCCUCAGCAUAACCUGGCGGUGGCUCCUUGACCCCGUCCUCCUACUGCGUGCCUUUUACCUUGCCGCAUCCGCUAUUAUCCUCGUCAUACAGGCGCUACCUGCCUUGAGCUCCCGCUUCCUAGCCUAUGGUUCCCGUGCUACACCUACACCUACGUCUUCGUCUUCGUCUUCGUCUUCGUCUACCUCUGCGCCUGAACAACCUACAGCAAAGCCAACAUCUGCCUUUCCAUUCGCACAAUUCCUCGAUUAUCUCGCCACCCUUACAGUCCCCCAUAACUACUUCACCCACUUCUACAUCCUCUCCGUGCUAUGUUCCCUCAUUUGGGGAUAUCUCCUCUUCCUCCCCUCUCCCUUCCCCUCCUUUCAGCUUUCCUGGCUCCUGAUGCUUCUCCAAGGUGUACGGCGCCUCCUCGAAUCCCAUGCCUACACAUCGUCCAGUAGUAGCAAAUCUCGAAUGUGGUUCGGCCACUGGGUCCUUGGCUUAGCAUUCUACCUAACCGUCAACAUCGCAGUCUGGAUCGAAGACUAUUACUACUACUAUGACUACGACCACGGGGCCCACUCGUCAUCUUCGUCGUCCUUGUUCAAAUGGAAGUCAGCCCUGCUAGUCCCGCUGAUACUAACUUCGCACGCCUUACAAAACAGUUACCACGCCUACCUCUUCCGCCUUCGCACGACGACGUCCACCAAAUCACCUUCUGACCAAAGAACAUACCGCCUCCCUACGCACCCGCUUUUCCCAUCUCUCCUAUGCCCGCACUACACAUGCGAAAUAGCAAUCUAUCUCCUCCUCUCCCUACUCGCUGCACCGCACGGCCAGACCGUAAACUACACCCUCCUCGCCGCUACCACGUUUGUCGCCGUAAAUCUAGGCGUCACGGCCAAAGGGACGAAAGAAUGGUAUUUGCAGAAGUUUGGAGAGGAUAGGGUAGCGGGGCGGACGAGGAUGAUCCCUUGGGUCUGGUGAGGUGAUGACAGGUGGGAGGAGGUCGUGGUGGUGGAUGCGACGUAUCUGGGUUCGAGGAAAUGUCGAUCAUAUGUUUCUCCAAAAAAGGGGAAACAAGGACUACAUCCUAGAUGUUUUGGCGACGAAAGUGGGGAGGGAAACGUUUU
Aaosphaeria arxii CBS 175.79 is the source of this 1229-nucleotide messenger RNA. RefSeq lists its product as uncharacterized. Gene Ontology annotation, molecular function: 3-oxo-5-alpha-steroid 4-dehydrogenase activity. The transcript is spliced from 3 exons. NCBI's taxonomy places the organism in Eukaryota, Fungi, Ascomycota, Dothideomycetes, Pleosporales. The record is from RefSeq and is a predicted model, not a curated record. Gene Ontology annotation, cellular component: endoplasmic reticulum. Gene Ontology annotation, biological process: dolichol-linked oligosaccharide biosynthetic process; polyprenol catabolic process. Bases 106 to 1083 code for a protein of 325 amino acids.